Molecule: messenger RNA, 3391 nt
Organism: Limanda limanda (common dab)
Lineage: Eukaryota; Metazoa; Chordata; Actinopteri; Pleuronectiformes; Pleuronectidae
Gene: sec63
Product: SEC63 homolog, protein translocation regulator
Exons: 20
Coding region: 162-2498 (778 amino acids)
Biological process (GO): SRP-dependent cotranslational protein targeting to membrane; post-translational protein targeting to endoplasmic reticulum membrane
Cellular component (GO): Sec62/Sec63 complex
Molecular function (GO): RNA binding; transmembrane protein transporter activity
Source: RefSeq, a predicted model, not a curated record
AAACCACGUACACCGAUGAUCAGACAGUCUCUACUGGAUGCUAGCUGGCUAGCAGGCUAGCUCACGGUCUGUCAAGUCGCACACAUUGAGCCAGGAGGGGAGAAGCGGCGGCGAAGAAGAAGCAGCAGCAGAAGCAGGGCGACCCCAGCGCCUGCGACGACAUGGCCGGCCAGCAGUUCCAGUACGAUGACAGCGGCAACACCUUCUUCUAUUUCCUGACGUCCUUCGUGGGACUCAUUGUGAUCCCGGCCACAUAUUACCUCUGGCCCCGGGAUCAGAAUGCUGAACAAGUGCGUCUGAAGAGCCUGAGGAGGGUCCACGGCCGGUGUCUGUGGUACCGGCUCCGGCUGAUGAAGUCCCAGCAGAGCAUCGUCCCAACAUUAAAGAAAGCAGCCUUGUUAUUUGGGUGGGCUGUGUUUCUGCUGCUAGCCUACAAGGUGUCCAAGCUGGACAGAGAGUACCAGGAGUACAAUCCUUAUGAAGUCCUCAACUUGGACCCGGGUGCGUCUCUGUCAGAAAUCAAGAAGCAGUACCGUGUACUGUCACUGAAGUUCCACCCUGACAAAGGUGGUGAUGAGGCCACAUUCAUGAGAAUUGCCAAAGCCUACGCCGCUCUGACCAAUGAACAGUCGCGAAAGAACAUGGAAUUGUGGGGUAAUCCAGAUGGACCAGGAGCUACGAGCUUUGGUAUUGCCCUACCUGCCUGGAUCGUUGACCAGAAGAACUCAAUGCUGGUGCUAUUGGUUUAUGGACUCGCCUUCAUGGUCAUCCUUCCUGUCGUUGUGGGCACGUGGUGGUACCGCUCGAUACGCUACAGUGGAGACCAGAUCCUCAUCAACACUACCCAACUCUUCAUGCAUUUUAUGUACAAGACGCCAAACAUGAACAUGAAGCGGUUGGCCAUGGUGUUGACGGCGGCGUUCGAGUUCGACCCUCGCAGCAAUAAAGAAGCUACAAUACGACCAACAGACAACAUAGAAGUGCCACAGUUGAUCCGGGAAUUAGGAAAUAUUAACGUGAAGAAGAAGGAGCCUCCGUUCUGCUAUCCCUACAGUUUAAAGGCCAGGGUCCUGGUGCUCGCUCACCUGGCUCGUAUGGAUGUAUCAGAGGAGUUGGAAGAAGAUCAGAGGUUUGUGGUGAGAAAGAGUCCGCCUCUCCUGCAAGAGAUGAUCAACGUCGGCUGUCAGCUCACUAUGAUGGCCAACAGCAGAGGAGGUUUCCACGCUCCUCGGCUGGUAACCAUAGAGAACUGCAUGAAGCUGACGCAGAUGAGCGUGCAGGGCCUGCAGGAGUCCAAAUCACCACUCCUGCAGCUGCCCCACUUUGAGGAGGAGCACCUCCGCUACUGCAUCUCCAAGAAGUAUAAAGUUCGGAGCCUUCAGGACCUGGUGAGUCUGAAGGACUCGGACAGACGCAGCAUGUUGCGUUUCCUGGGGGAGGAGAAGUACGAUGAGGUCAUGUCUGUGCUGGGCAGCUUCCCUCACAUCACUAUGGAUACCAAACUGCAGGUGCUUGAUGAUGAAGACAGCAAUAACAUCACCGCAGGCUCUAUCGUCACAGUAACUGUUACCUUAACCAGGAAACGGAUGGUGGACAUGUUUGAAAAAGAGCAGGAUGCAUUACCGUGUACAGGAGAGGAGGUCGCCACUACAGAGGAAGCACAAGCAGACGCAAGUAAAGCCAAAACCAAAGUGUGGCAGAACAAGAGUAAAGGAGCCAAGAAAACAGCCAAGUCCAAGAAGAAAAAAUUAACGAAGAAGAAGCCCGCUCCUGCGCCUGCCAAAACCAAACAGGCCAACGGCAACGUGGCAGGAAACGAAGUCGUAGCAGCAGCAGCAGCAGCAGCAGCAGCAACAGCAGCAGCAGCAGCAGCAGCAGCAGCAGCAACACCAGCAGCACCAGCAGCAGUAAAGGAGGAAGAGGAUGAGGCAUCAGACAAGGGCAGCGAAUCAGACGAGGGCGAAGCCACCAAGGACUCUCCCAGUGAGCGAGACGAAGACAGCGACAAGCAGAGCGACACAGAGGUGGACGAGAUUGCUGGAGACGACGAAGAGGAGUGGGAGGCGUUGCAGCAAAGCAUCCAGCGGCGAGAGCGGGCGCUGCUCGAGACCAAGUCGAAGGUGACUCACCCCGUCUACAGCCUCUACUUCCCCGAGGAGAAGCAGGAGUGGUGGUGGCUGUACAUCGCCGACCGGCGAGAUCAGACCCUCGUCUCCGUGCCCUACCACGUGUGCACGCUACAAGACACAGAAGAGGUGGAGCUGAAGUUCCCGGCUCCUUCCAAAACGGGGAACUACCAGUAUUCAGUCAUCCUCCGCUCUGAUUCCUACCUGGGACUGGACCAGAUCAAACCACUAAAGCUGGAGGUCCACGAGGCCAAGGCCAUGCUGGACAACCACCCCCAGUGGGACAUCCCCGACACGGAGGAGGAGGACGAGGAGCAGGAGGACAGCGACGGCAUAGAGGAGAGUGAAGACGACGACGAGGACAACGACUGAACGGGGACACACACAUUCGCGCACACACACACACGCUCAGCCUUCUCCCAUGGACUGGCCACACACCCACCCCUGACCCCAUGAACGGCAGAGAGAGAGAGCGAGAGAGCAGCGAGGAGCAGCGAUGCCCUGCCUGACACACACACAGACACACGAACACACACACACAGAUCCAUUAGGGCAAUUUAUACACACAGAGCCCUCCUGCUCUUCCUCGUCUAUGUUACCCUUACAAUGACAUGGACUGUGACCAUUUCCUCUUUUCUACAGAGACUCGUUCCUUUGCUUUCCGUCGCUGGCGGAAGAGAAAUCUGUGAAUACUUAACCAGGCCCAUGUGUGCGAGUUGGUGUGCAUGUGAGGCGGUGUGCGUGUAUGCUGCGCUGUUUGUAGCCUUGUAUGUGUUUGUACAGGUAUGAAAGGUUGACACACUGUGGACUGGAGGACCUAUUAAUCUGGGCUCUUUUCUCGAAGGGAGCCAGAGGGGAUGUGUAACAGCUAAUUCCAUUUUUUUUGCAACAUUGACGAGAAGAAAACAACAAAAAAACACCCGACCUCAUGACGUAACUCGCGCUCCCAACUUUUUUAAAAAAUCACUCACGCACCGAUGUUUUCCACGUCAAUGAUACCUUCUAUUGUACACUUUAAACUGCAGAAGUGUGAGCUUUAGCCCUGUUCGUCGGGGAUCACGUCCAAGUCAACACUUUGGCAGGGGCACUGUUAAAUCUUUUUUUUUUCUUCUUUUUAUUUGGUCACACUAGCCAGCCAGUCACGUGUAUGUACUUGUAAUUACUGUAUGUUGAAGGGGAUGGAUACUGGUCUCCUGUCAGUUCUGUCCAUGAUCCACAUCUAAUAAUGAAUUCUAACCUGAAGUUAAAUGAGGCGAUAAUGACAA